AUGAUUUCCCAGGAGGCCGAAACACCUGACGACGUGGCCCGAGCCUGUAGUCGCUGCGCUGAGGUGGGACACUUCGUCCGGGAAUGCCAGAACCCACCAGUCCUAUACUGCUGGGACUGCGGGAAACGUGGUACCCGCACCAUUGACUGCUGCCGCCAGUCGGGAAACAGCCGGGGUCCUCGCACACAGGGAGCAGGCGGCGACCCACCCAGCGCUCCCCCACCAUUAGAUCCACCGCUCCGCUUGACGGGAGGCCGGAUCGUCUUCACGGUUACCGUCGAGGGGCAACUCUUCUCGGCAACCAUCGACACGGGGGCCCGGCAACCAAGGCCCUGCACGCACAAGUGCGCCUGGACCAACAACAUGUCCGCAUGA
Molecule: messenger RNA, 375 nt
Organism: Drosophila rhopaloa
Lineage: Eukaryota; Metazoa; Arthropoda; Insecta; Diptera; Drosophilidae
Exons: 1
Coding region: 1-375 (124 amino acids)
Molecular function (GO): nucleic acid binding; zinc ion binding
Source: RefSeq, a predicted model, not a curated record